This is a messenger RNA of Gracilinanus agilis (Agile Gracile Mouse Opossum), 933 nucleotides long. RefSeq names its product caveolin 3 (gene CAV3). NCBI's taxonomy places the organism in Eukaryota, Metazoa, Chordata, Mammalia, Didelphimorphia, Didelphidae. The transcript is spliced from 2 exons. The coding region runs from base 33 to 485 and encodes 150 amino acids. Gene Ontology annotation, cellular component: caveola. The record is from RefSeq and is a predicted model, not a curated record. Gene Ontology annotation, molecular function: connexin binding; molecular adaptor activity; transmembrane transporter binding. Gene Ontology annotation, biological process: regulation of membrane depolarization during cardiac muscle cell action potential; caveola assembly.
GGCCUUUACUCAGGAAAAAAGGCAUUAUUGCCAUGGCUGAAGAACAGAAGGAAAAGGAACCCAGAACCCUCCAGGACAGGCUCAAAAAAGAGAUUGAUUUGGUGAACCGAGACCCAAGGCAUAUUAACGAAGAUGUGGUGAAGGUGGACUUUGAAGAUGUGAUAGCCGAGCCGGACGGCACCUACAGCUUUGAUGGAGUCUGGAAGGUCAGCUACACGACCUACACAGUCAGCAAGUACUGGUGCUACCGUGUGAUCAGCACCGUGCUGGGCUGCCCACUGGCCCUCUUCUGGGGCUGCAUCUUCGCCUUAAUCUCCUUCUUCCACAUCUGGACCGUGGUACCCUGCAUCAAGAGCUGCCUGAUUGAGAUGCAAUGCAUCAGCCGCGUCUUUUCCCUCUUCAUACACACCUUCUGCCAUCCUGUCUUUUCUGCCAUGGGCCAAAUGUGCAGCAACAUCAAACUGGCCUUCAGAAAGGAGAACUAGAUAAAGUUGGGGGAGGAGGGGAAAGAUGAGACCUGGGAGUUUGGUGAGAUGAGGUGGGAGGGAAGAGGGGAUAUAAAGUCACAGCUAGUUCCACAAUGACACUCCAUGGGGAUUUCUAUGUAUUUUUGUUUUAGAGACUUGUUGCUCUUUCUGAGAAAAAAAAUGUGUAGAGAAAGGAGGAAUGACAAAGACAUUUGGGCACACUGGUCCUCAUUCUGUCCCCGUCCCCCACGUAGGGGGCCUACAGCUAGGAUGAUGGCCAUUUGCUCAGAGGGCAGCUACUGUAUGAGUCUUGACUCAUUUGUACUGUAAUCUUAAAUCUUCACUGUAAUGGCAUGAAACCAACCUCUCAAUUCCCACCUGGGGUCAUUGUUUCUGGAAACCCUGGGAACCCCUGUAUUUUAGUGACAAUAUGCAAUUAUGAUGGGCAGAUUGGAAUCCAAUAAAG